Messenger RNA from Tauraco erythrolophus (red-crested turaco), 976 nucleotides. RefSeq names its product FKBP prolyl isomerase 14 (gene FKBP14). Gene Ontology annotation, molecular function: peptidyl-prolyl cis-trans isomerase activity; calcium ion binding. Lineage: Eukaryota; Metazoa; Chordata; Aves; Musophagiformes; Musophagidae. The record is from RefSeq and is a predicted model, not a curated record.
GCGGCACUGAGCUGCGCGGCCGCGGCGCUGAUUCCCGCGGCUGACGUGAAGGUGGAGGUGCUGCAGAAGCCGUUCAUCUGCCACAGGAGGACUAAGUGGGGGGACAUGAUGCUGGUUCACUACGAGGGCUACUUGGAGAGGGAUGGCUCCAUGUUUCACUCCACUCACAAGCAUAACAAUGGUCAACCUAUGUGGUUUACACUUGGCAUAAGGGAAGCUAUCAAAGGCUGGGACAAAGGUUUGAAGGACAUGUGUGUGGGAGAGAAGCGGAAGCUAACUAUUCCACCAGCCCUUGCUUAUGGGAAAGAAGGGAAAGGAAAAAUUCCACCUGAGAGUACAUUGAUUUUCAACAUUGACCUUCUAGAAAUUAGGAAUGGACCAAGGUCUCAUGAGUCAUUCCAAGAGAUGGAUCUUAAUGAUGACUGGAAAUUAUCCAAGCAAGAGGUGAAAAUUUACUUGAAGAAAGAAUUUGAAAAGCAUGGAGCAGUGGUAAACGACACCCAGCAUGAUGCUUUGGUUGAAGACAUCUUUGAUAAAGAAGAUGAAGACAGUGAUGGGUUUAUAUCUGCAAGGGAAUUUACGUACAAGCAUGAUGAGCUGUAGAAAAGGGUGGCAUAAUUUUUUUGACACAAAUGGCAGUUACUUAGACUGUCUGAUUCUCUUGUCUUAAUUCUGUGUUUUGGAGUUGACAGCUGCUGUUGGCAAAGAAACGCUCUUUGUUUAUAUAAAAGAAUUUCUGUUCAUUAUGUACGAAUGUUUUAAGCUAUUUUAAAGUGUGAAAAUGUACCUCCUUUUAUGCAGCAGACUUGCACAUCAGUGUUUUUAAAAUUUUGUAUUAACUUAUUUUUCAGAAAUGAAACAAACUGUCCAGUUAACAAACAUUGUGAAAAUCAAAAUCCAGUUCAGUGCCUUCCUGUGAUUUGUUUGUGUGUUAAGAUCACUUUCAGUGACUCCUUUAUGUGUAACUUCUAGUCUG